Messenger RNA from Eruca vesicaria subsp. sativa (arugula), 939 nucleotides. Lineage: Eukaryota; Viridiplantae; Streptophyta; Magnoliopsida; Brassicales; Brassicaceae. The record is from the annotation of a GenBank genome assembly.
UGACGACGUGGUUGAUAUCUAUACCGCCGACGACACAACACAAGAACGCCGUUCGUCUACCAGUGUCGUCGAUCCAUUGAGAAUCAUUCCUCGUCGGCCAUGUCGUGGUCUAAGGCAUGCAGAGGGACUCAGAUUUCUUCAUAUUUACACAACAUUCAUCGAACAUCGCUAUCUACAAGGACUGUGAAUCUUGCUCCAUGCUCUCGUUAUUACUAUGGAGUUUGUAGAGGCAACCAGCAUCAUCUCCGAAGCAAGAGUGGGCUUUGGGGAAGCUCAUCUUCGUUUUCCUAUUUGAACUCUCAUCUCCCUGCUGCUGCUGCUCAUCGUCAGUAUUCUACUCAGUUGAUAACAGAAACCAAAUCGAAGAAAAUGCUUUAUUACCUCACUGCCGUUGUCUUUGGCAUGGUUGGGUUAACUUACGCGGCUGUGCCAUUGUAUAGAACGUUCUGCCAAGCUACUGGUUAUGGCGGUACUGUUCAACGCAAAGAGACUGUUGAGGAGAAGAUUGCUAGGCAUUCAGAAUCUGGUACCGUCACUGAAAGGGAGAUUGUGGUGCAGUUUAAUGCUGAUGUUUCAGAUGGGAUGCAGUGGAAGUUCACUCCUAGUCAACGAGAGGUGAGAGUAAAGCCAGGAGAAAGCGCGCUAGCUUUUUACACUGCUGAAAACAAAAGUUCAGUUCCAAUAAUUGGAGUCUCCACUUACAAUGUCACUCCCAUGAAGGCAGGAGUUUAUUUCAACAAGAUACAGUGUUUUUGCUAUGAGGAACAGCGACUUCUCCCCGGAGAACCGAUCGACUUGCCCGUGUUCUUCUACAUUGAUCCUGAGUUUGAGACUGAUCCUAGAAUGGAUGGAGUCAACAACCUGAUACUGUCUUACACUUUCUUCAAAGUGUCCGAGGAAAAUACUAACAGCUCUGUCCCAGUUCAAGAAAACAAUUGA